AUGUUUGAUGAUCCACGUAUAAAAGCUCGAUAUUUUCUUGAAUCAUCUUCUAUUAUAUCAGAACUUGAAGAUGUUCUCAAUCAGCUUGUUUAUGAAAAACCCAAUGAUCUUAAUGGUUACAUUGCCAAUCAUUUUUUGGAUCAAAGCAAACAACCACAAAUUAUUAAUUUGACUUUAAAACGAUUGAUAGGUCCUGCUGAUGAACCAGCCAUGCAUAUGGAUCUGACAAUUGCACUUAGAAAUAGAACUGAACAACAUAAUGGACUAACAGUAAAUUUAUCAUCAGGUAAAUUGAAUAAACUGACAACCAAACAAUUAGAUGCACUGGUCAAUUCAGCAUCAUUAAGAACAAUUCUUAAUGGAAUAGAUUUAUUCGAUCAAAUAACUAUUGAUAAUCUUCUUAUAGAUUUUCGUUCAAAACAUGCUGAUGAAAUGGCAAAAUUAGCGGCAACUGAAUCUGAAAAUUCAAACAAUGAACCUACUUCUGAUGCUGCAUUAAUUAAAGUACCAACAACUACACGUCCACCUACGAGUAGUGGUGGAGCUAAAACAGGUGUUGCUCCAGCACCGAGUAAAAAAGGAGCGGGUAAAGAUACACAACCGGUUGAAA
Molecule: messenger RNA, 610 nt
Organism: Rotaria sordida
Lineage: Eukaryota; Metazoa; Rotifera; Eurotatoria; Philodinida; Philodinidae
Source: the annotation of a GenBank genome assembly